AUGAACUUUAAUCUCAGAAGAAACUCUAAGAUUAUUAUUUACAAUCCAACCACACGAUACAAAAUGGUGCAAUGUGCUACCAUUUCAAUGAGACACAGACACUUCAAGAAAACAUCAUUUACACUUUUGAUUAGAGUAAGAAUGCUUACAGAAAAUGACCAUCACUCUGGGAAAUUACUAGAAGAAGAGACUAUUAAUCCAUUUGGAGAGAGACACAACAAAACGAGGGACAUUACAGGCAAAGCUGAGGGAGGACACUUAAUUGCUCUGAUGGGUGCAAGUGGAGGUGGGAAAACAACAUUACUUGCAGCAAUAGGAAAUCGCCUAAAAGGUCAGAUCAGUGGGGAAGUUUAUCUAAAUGGUCAUUUGGUUACCAGAUCACUGAUGAUGAAAGUUUCUGGUUUUGUCCCACAAAAUAAUAUUGCUUUUAACACAUUAACUGUGAACGAGCAUCUGUUAUUCAUGGCACGUAUGCGAAUGGACAGCAAAAUUAGUGCAAGUUCUCGAAAGACGUGGAUAAACAGUCUUGUCAGUGAGUUAGGCCUUUCCACUUGUGCUGAUACUGUACUCAGCAAGAUAUCUGGAGGAGAGCUCAAAAGACUGAUGCUGGCUAUUGAGUUGUUAACAGAUCCACCUAUACUUCUUUGUGAUGAACCUACCACUGGGCUUGACAGCUACAAUGCUCAACUAAUGAUACAGAAGCUGAAAUCUCUUGCAGCAAGAGGCAAGAUAGUUAUCUGUUCUGUCCAUCAGCCUUCUUCAGAAGUAUUCAGAUUCUUUGAUCACUUAAUACUCCUGGCAGAAGGGAGAGUUGCAUUUCAAGGAACUCUUUCUGAAGCAGCUGAAUUUUUUAAAAGAUUAGGGUACAUGUGCCCAGACUCUUUCAAUCCAGCAGAUUUCUACAUAAAACAGCUCUCUGUAAUUACUGAUUAUGAGGAAGAAUGCUUGAAAAACAUCAGAAAAAUUUGUACUGCAUUUUUACAAUCAGAUUAUUCUAAGGCCUUGGAAAAGAAACCUGACACUGCCCCAGCAGAGCUUCCCAUGGAACUUAGUAAUUAUACAAAAAUAUCCCACUGUAAUUGGCUGUCUCAGUUUUACUGGUUGAUAUGGCGCUCAAUGAAAGAUUCCAGGAGAUCAUAUUUUGGACAUGCUCUCCAAAUUAUUAUGUUCUUGACUACCACAACAGUUGUAGCCACUUUCUACCAGGGUGUCAGUCCAGAAACUCAGGAGGGAAUGCAAGACUUCAGGGGGCUGCUGUAUCUUCUUUCUAGUGAAAUGUUCUUCUAUAGUGCAUACAGUGUGCUCUACACUUUCCCAUAUGAAAUUCCUAUAUUUCUAAGAGAAAGCAACUUAUACUCCUCAUCAGCAUACUACAUUUCCAAGGUCAUAGCAGCGAUGCCAAGGACUGUAAUUGAAACAGCAGUAUUUUUUGGAUUUAUUUUCAUACUCGCUGACUUCCCAGUAGGAGGACUGGUUGGAUAUUUCAUGCUAUUGGGUCCACUGUUGUUGAUAUCCAUUGGUGCACUAGCCUAUGGUUGUAUGAUGUCAGCCCUCUUUGAAUCAUAUGAUCUCAUAGCUACAUUGACUGUUGCAAUUGAUCUUCUCUCAAUGCUGAUGGCUGGAAUAUUUUAUAAUCUCAGGAUACAGUUUCACUUGUUGCAUCAUACAGCUGAAAAUGUAAGAGGUGACAACGUGAAAAUGCUGCCUGUGUACAAAUGCGAAUCAGGCGAACUGAAGAAUUAUAACCUGGAUGUUUUAGAACUGUGUCUCUCAGAAAUUUUUAAUGGAAAAAUAAUCUUUCUUGAUGUGCUCCAGCUGAACAGACAUGUUAUGAGAUGUGAUCUUACAAAUCUAAGGCAUUUACAAACAGAUACCAUGGAGAGUAAGAUUACACUCUUCCAAGUUUUUAUUUGGUGGUUGUGUGGAGUUUCUACCUUAGCCUUCUUUGCCCAGAAGUGUUUUUGGUAUCAUGAAGCACUGUCACUGAAUCUGCAGUUAACAGUUUUUGAUAACAGUAUGUCUGUGAGGACAUGCAUCUACAUUAGAACAAAAAAAUCAGCUUUUGUUUAUGAAGCAUAUACAGAUAAGCAAGUUGUAUUUUUUUCAACACUUUUGCUUUUCAGUGAGUGUUCUACUUUAAUCCUAAAACAAUCUAAAGUAUUAACAUAUUUAACAAGCACUAAGAGCUCCAGCAUAACAAAUGACUGCAAAUAUGCUGUGUGUAAGUGCUUAGCCCAUAUGUCUGAUUACUUUUUCAGGGCACUGCCAAAGAGAAUUGCUUGGUUGAAAUAUCUUUCACAGUUUUAUUACUGCAAUGAGCUGUUGGCAUCCCUAUUCUGGAAACAUGUGGACCACAUAAGUUGCCCAAGCAAUCCUGAUUUGCCUUGUCUGCAUAAUGGUGAAGAAGUACUGGAUCAAUAUGGAUUUAAUCCACAUAAUACUAUGACUGACAUUAUUAUCCUCUUUGCAUUCUUUGUACUUUUGAGUAUGAUUGGUUUUAUACAAAUAUGGAGGAGAAGUAGAAAGUAUUCCAUCUACUAA
Molecule: messenger RNA, 2541 nt
Organism: Schistocerca serialis cubense
Lineage: Eukaryota; Metazoa; Arthropoda; Insecta; Orthoptera; Acrididae
Product: protein scarlet-like
Exons: 19
Coding region: 1-2541 (846 amino acids)
Cellular component (GO): plasma membrane
Molecular function (GO): ATP hydrolysis activity; ATP binding; ABC-type transporter activity
Source: RefSeq, a predicted model, not a curated record